Messenger RNA from Perognathus longimembris pacificus (Pacific pocket mouse), 2127 nucleotides. RefSeq names its product F-box and WD repeat domain containing 10 (gene Fbxw10). The record is from RefSeq and is a predicted model, not a curated record. Bases 42 to 2069 code for a protein of 675 amino acids. Lineage: Eukaryota; Metazoa; Chordata; Mammalia; Rodentia; Heteromyidae. The transcript has 8 exons. Gene Ontology annotation, molecular function: protein binding.
CAGGUGCUAGGUUAAGUUCUGGCAAGAAGACUAAUUCUUUCAUGUGCCAUCCACUUCUCCCCUAUCCCCUACCCUCCAAACUCAGGUGGGACCGAAACAGAAUCAUCCACUAUACCGGGGGAAACCUGAUAGCUGUGGCGUCAAAUCGGAAGAUCUACCUUCUAGAUAUCUUACAAGUGAAGGAGCUGCCCAUCGAGUUUCGAGGCCAUGCCGGGAGCAUCCGGACCAUCUUUCUAUGUGAAGAGGAAAUGUUUCUUGUAAGUGGGAGUUACGACCUAAGUAUCAGAUACUGGAAUCUGAAAACUGGGGGUUGCAUGAGAAUCUUCUAUGGCCACCAGGGGACAAUCACUUGCAUGGAUGUCUACAAGAACAAGCUUGUAUCUGGAGCAAAAGAUGGCCAGGUGAAAGAGUGGGAAUUAGACACAGGGAAGUGCCUGAAGACAUUUAAACAUAAAGACCCCAUCUCGGCCCUCAAGAUGAGUGAAACCUACGUUGUGAGCAGCUGUGAGAAAGGGCUUGUCAAAGUGUGGCACAUUGCCACCGCCCAGCUGGUCAAGGUUCUCACAGGGCACGAGGGAGCUGUGAGGUGCCUGUUCUUUGACCAGUGGCAUCUUGUCUCAGGAGGUGCUGAUGGUCUGGUCAUGGCCUGGAGCAUGGUGGGGAAGUAUGAGCGGUGUCUGAUGGCCUUCAAGCAUCCAAAGGAGGUAGUGCAAGUGUUCCUUCUCUAUCUCCGGGUUGUCAGUGCCUGUGCAGAUGGCAAGAUACGUAUUUACAACUUCCUCAAUGGAAACUGUCUGAAAUUGAUAAAAGUCGAUGCCAGAGGUGAGCCUGUGCUGUCCUUCUUUUAUCAUUGCAACAGGAUGGUGGUCAACACAGCCAGCAAUAUUCUUAUGUUCCACUUUGAGAAGGUGAAGUGGCAGUACUCCCAGGAAAAAAAUAAACCAAAGAAGAAAGAAAAAGAGGAGGAAAAGGAAGAAAGCAACCAUGGUGACGUUUCCAAGUCUAGCAUUCAUAUUCAUAGCCUAAGAGAGACUGGACCCAGUAAACACACAGAGGCCCAGGAGUUACCAGCAAAAAGGCCUUCUAAGUCCCGUCCUCAUGUGAAGCCAUCCAAGACCGCUUCAGCUAUGUUGACAGAGACAACUGAAAGCCCAGGAAAAGACAAAUCACCCCAAAAAGAUGGCAAGAAGACAGGAAGUCCUGUUCCUAAGGAAGGAAGUGUCAAGGAUGAUGGCCCAGAGAAUUUGGGAGUAGAAUGCAAGGAUGAAGACAGUAUUCUUGAUGUGAAAACUUCCAUUAGCCUGAUCAAGCGGCCAAAGAAAAAGUCAUGGAAAAUCCCGAUGACACCUGACCGGUUCCUUUUGACUGUCAAUGCUCUACAAAAAGCCCAUAAUUCUGGGGAAUUUGCUUAUCCUCACAGGCCCAAAAUCCAAGCCAUUGAUGACUUGCAAUCUUCAAUUUCAUAUCCAAGAAAGGUCCUAAAUUUCAAAGGAAAAUCAAUUCAACAUGCAGUUGAUCAGUUGAAGUCGAGCAAUCCUUUCCUAGAUGUGAAGCAAACCAAUAUACCCCUUGAAAUCCAGAAACUGAAGCCCAACUUGAAAAACUCUUUGCACAAUCCCAACAUUCAGUCUACCAUACCCCAGCCCAUGGUUAUCUCUGGGUUCCCUGGCAGUUUAAAGAGUAAAGAACCAUUGACCAGUUCAAUCCAAGGGGCAGUUCGUAGUAUGGGCCCUCUGACCAGCAUGCAGGUCAUUAAACCCAACCGAAUGCUAGUUCCGCAAGCGAGUAACAGCACCCUGCCUCUCAAGAAAGAACGGACUCGCUUCUACACGACCCUAGAUCCCCUUCGCACAAACACGGAAUUCAUGCUGAUGACUGUGAAAGAAGAGAAAGAGUAUGGGGAAGCCAAGAUGAAGGAGUAUAAGGACAGUGAGUCUACUAAGGUUGUAGAUCCAGGAAAGGAGAGCAAAGCUGCAUGGAUCCGGAAGAUUAAAGGGCUGCCUAUUGAUAACUUCAUGAAGCAAGGAAAAAUAGCAGCCCCUGAACUUGGACAAAAUGUAUUUAUCUAAACUAGCCUUGGGAAAUUACCAUGUCUUACAAAAACAACAACAAAAAGUGUGUAUUAGU